Hymenoscyphus albidus is the source of this 2834-nucleotide messenger RNA. The record is from the annotation of a GenBank genome assembly. Lineage: Eukaryota; Fungi; Ascomycota; Leotiomycetes; Helotiales; Helotiaceae.
AUAAAUUCUGGCUUACUACGCUGCCUACUCGUACCUAGCUUGUAUAGUACGUUUGAGGUUGUAACCACAUCCCAAUCCUUUCCAUUCCAUCAUACGAUCAUUUCUUCCACGUCUCCGUGAAAAUAUCAUCGCCAUGUUCCCAACCACAAGGCUUCUCCAGCAUGCGUGCAAAAUCACGCUUUUUACUCGCCAGAAUUGCUCCUUGUGUGUGAACGCGAAGCAAACACUUUCGGCUGUUUGGGAUAAGCGCCAUUUCAAAUACACCGAGAUUGAUGUCAUGGCACCGGAAGGAAAGAAAUGGAAGGAUCUGUAUGAAUUUGAUACACCAGUCGUUCGUCCUUUUGGCCACCCUUCUGCGAAACCUCUGAUUAACUUGCUUAUUUAGAUUCAUGUCAGUAACUCAAAGCUGGAGGAGGAACCGUCACUUUCUUCUCAAGCUCUGAAGCUCAUGCACAGAUUCACCGCCGAGCAAGUGGUCGAAAAAAUGGAAGCUGCAGACCAAAUUGGCAAACAUGAAUCCCCACCAGAAUUAUAGCUUCCAGUUAUUGAGGCUGGGAUGGUAUAGAGCGAUUGGCUACACAACGAAAAUUCGAUUUUGUGUCGGCUUCAAUGACCAAUUGAACGAAUUGGACGCUACCAAUCAGUAUGAUGGUUUCGAAAAAAUCACUCGGCAAUCGCUUCAACUCAAAGAUAUGUAUUCUAAGGUUUCUACGUGUAUCAAUCUUCCAAGACUGGUCCUGGGAUCAUCAACUUCCAUAGCCUUGCAUUUUUGGCGCUGGUCCCGUGCCCUUUGCAGUAGCCAACGAAGCCAUUACACCCCCAGCCAGAACAUAUAUAUCAGUGGCAGUACUCAUCAUCUGAAAUCCCUUUUCUGCAAAAAUCCUUCCCUGUUCGCCACUCGUACAGAAGAUUCCAGCUUUCUUUCCAGCCGAAGUCGCAGCCCUCAGGACUUUAUCUAUCGCGGUUAUCAGGUUUUGAUGCAUCGUGCCAUCUAGGAUUGGAUGGCCAAUAUUGUUUCCCAGGUCAAAAGGUCCGACGAAGAGGACGUCUAUUCCUGGAACUGCCGCAAUCGCGUCCACAUCAUCUAGAGCCUCCUUGGUUUCAAUCUAUGAGGACAUGAAUCAGCAGUGUUUUUCAAGACAUUUGUACUAGAGUCGAACCUGGACGAUAGUCAAAAUCGAAUCAUUUGCCUGUUGGAGGUAGUCCGUUGCGCCAAGCAGGGGAUCAAAACGUUCUGCAGGAAAAGGUGAACCAAAUCCUCGGGUUCCCUGAGGAGGAAACUUCGCGCUUCGAACAAGUUUUUGCGCGUCCUCGACCGUGUAUAAUAACGGAACCAGUAUACCAUGAGCACCACUGUCCAAGGCCCCUUUGAAUUUAUUAGUGAUGCUCCUGGAUGGUUUGUACACGCGGACUUACGCUUAACCAUGUAUCCUUGGCUGACGUGAAUUGUUAGAAGCUAUCAUAAGGGCAUGAAUGGAUUGAUGGCUCUGACUUAUCAGGUAUCCUCACGAUUGGCGAAACUCCGCAUGCUGCGAUUGCUGGAACCUAUUGAACAAUUCCUCAAGUCAGUCUUGGUCAGAAUUGAGGCGAUGUAAAGAGGCCUACUGCUUCAUGCAUCGCGGCAUCUGGCCACGAGUUAGCAAUCUUGUUCUGGCCGUUUUUUGAAUAGGACUUCACGAAGUCCUCGCACCGGGCUAGUGUUCAGGUGUCUUGAAGAGGCAUAUACUUCGCGCCCAAUGGUUCAUUUUACUGGGUUACACGUCCUUCAAUAGUGUCAUCAAGUCAUGUAUCGGCCUACCAGACCUUUCGAUACCUUGUUGUCCGUACAUUUAAAUGAGCAAGGCUCACCAGCCAAGAGAAAAGGGUACAACGAAGAGGAGUUUCAUAUCGUACCAUCCAUGUUUCCAUCUGUAUGGGUCAGCUUUCAUUCCCACGACAAAAUCAAGCAAGAUGACUUGUUGAACUUUCACGUAUGGUCAAAACUUGAACUGGAAGGCGUAUCCUAUCAUAAGAGUUUAUAAUAGGGAACUUACGUUCACAAUCAACAACAACAAAAUCCACACCAGUUCGAGCAAGCGUUCUUGAAACAUUGGAACCUGGAGCCAUUUGCCAACAUCCAAAAGCAGCCUUGCCUCCUUCCAUCACCACCUUCAGGCGAUUCGAUGUCUUCAUGGAGGCCAUAGUGAAAUUUGUUUGGCAAGUUCUAUAGGAGAUUGCAAUAUUUUCUGGUGUCGUUCCUCCCUGAUAUCGAUAUCGUUCUAUGUUUAUAUUCAGGACAUAGCUGAGAUAACCCCUCUAUUGAACGUCAUGGACCCUCCCCGUUAGUGGGAUACAUUUCCAAAGUGUGGGGGUUCCGUCAAGGUCAGGUGACAAGCUUCCCUUUAAGGUUACAUUUCUCAGCGUCCUUCGAACCUUUGUAUGGCUUAUAUUCAAGCUUGUUGGCGGUUUGAGAAAUUCUCGGCUUAUGACGGCCAUCUCGGUAUCGUGCUCAGGACAACCUUAUAAUGUUUCAGAAGAACGAACGACCAGUUUACUCCCGGAGAGGUCAAAUACACGACUGGCUGUCAGAUUAACCUGAAUAGGUAUGAAUUUAAUGAGGGUUUAGAAUAGCUUUCUGAUUUGUCUUCGAGGAUUGCAGUUGUAUUUUUGCAAAACUACUGUAACAUGUUGCAAACUUCAGAAGCUUCCGGCAGAUGGCAUACAACGUCUCUACUGGUAACUGCCCUCGAUCUUCUUAAUCGCAGAUGCUCUUUCCCAGGCCUUUUAGUCGUGCGCUUCUCCACGAUUUACUUCUCACUUCAAAUCAAGUCAAGGUGCCGACAGAUUAAAAAAGC